GGCCUACAGAACACUCGGUCACCCCACCAGACUCGACCUAAGGACUGAUCUCUCCUUUUUUGGUGCUGCCUAUCCCGUGCAUUUCAUUCCACUGGUCCAUUUGCACAUUUGAGGUGGUAAAGAAAAGUAAUGAUUGAGAGACCGCUUGUUCUGCCCACAGUGGGCUCACAGUGGGCCCACCGAGCUUUAGUCUCCAGGCGAACGCACGCUAUCAGUAAACAGGAAAAAGGCUUCUUGGCUCUGCCCCAGAUAACUCAUCAUAAAAAAUGAGUUCUGCCUCGCGCCACAAGCAGGCACGCGUUCUUCAAAUACCAUUUGCUUCUCGCACUCUUGAACGUCCUUGCACACGAAUAUCCCGCCGAGAAUGCGAAAAAAUUAUUUUGCUUUUCGUAACAUGAACUUUCACAGUGUGGAACGAGCCAAAAAAACUCGCGGAAAUCUGCAAGGCUUUGCUGUGUGGCUGGGAACGAGGGAGACGAAGGAGCUUCAUAUUUUGGAGACAACCUGGUGGCCCUUUUCUGACCUCUGUAUCUCAGGACCGGAUUGAUUUCACAUCUAUCAGUCGUUCAGCCGGGACACAACCACACACAAGAACAAGACUUGGUGCGAUUCAAUCUCUGGUAUGCUUGGACCUUGACAUCAUUAUAUCGCAAAUCAGAGCAAGGAAUUUGGCUAAAGACGAAAUUCAAGAAAAUCCAUGCCAAGAGUGUAUAUGGAUAAGCACUGAAAUCGGUGUUGAGAGAAAACCCAUUGGGGAUCCAGCAGUUUUAUCCCAAAUCCUGUUUACGCUAUAUGGACUUGUACUAGGAUGGAUUUUGUAUUAUUUUCUCGAGUUUCUCUCGUGGUAUUAGUCUUUGUGCUUACUAUAAAUCCAGCGCACGCUUGUAUCAAGCUGCUAAACGGAUGGACUAGAAUGACCGAGGCGCAAAGAGCGCAACUUGCCAAAGUUGUCUUCAUCGGGAAGGUUGCAGACAUUUACAGUUUGGACAAUGAGACACAAACCUACGCCGCAGAUUUUGAGAUUCAUCGAGUGCUUAAAGGGAGACAAAUUAUUGACGAGGUUUUGGCGAAGCACCCCGGACGCACUGUGAAGGUGUACGGAUUUGGAGAAAAGCGAAUGUGUUUUUCUGAAGUGUACAAAGGAGAGACCCAUAUGGUGUUUAUGGUGUAUCACGCAGCUUCUGGGUCGCUGGUGGCCCGGUAUGACGACAUAUUCGGGGCCAUCUCGCGAGCUACGGAAGAGAAUGAAAACGAAGUCCUAAGCGCUCUCGGAUGGAGGGAAUGGUCGCCGUGGUCUAUGUGCACUCGGAGCUGUUCCAGUGGGACGCAAUGGAGGACAAGACAGUGCGUUCAUAAUUCAUGUGACGGCCGAUCAAGGGACGGCAGAAAAUGCAACUUCUUCAGCUGUUACGGGAUCAAGAAUGUUGGUCAGUAUUUUAGCCCCGCCCAUCCUAACAGAGUCAGCUCCGUGGUGCGGUCGGGAAUCCCUCGGCACAUCCGGCUCCGUGGAGACGCGCCACUUACCCUAAGGACGCCCCAGGUGUUUCAGUAUUAUUUCCCGGACCAUUAUUCGAUUCUGAUUACCUUUCGCGUGCAACGUCACAACUCAGACCUCUACUUACUCGCGCUCAAAGACUACGAAAGCAGUCACAUUCAGUUCGCUAUCCGACUGGCCCGGAAUACAAUCACCUUUGAACUCGCCAAGAACAUGGACUACAAUAUUAAGCAUCGAUGGUCCUACGAGUUCAACGUGGGUGUGGUUCCUCACACUUGGCACAGCGCGACGUUCAGCUUGCGAGAGAGGCAGAUAACUUUUUACUGGGACUGCGAGAAGGCUGGGUCCAAGAGUCUACCAGGAAGGUUUACGUUCGCCCCAGAUCCCCUGGGAAGCAUUUCGCUCGGUCAGCCAGUGAAGGCGAGGGCUGGUAAUAGCAGACACACAAGCAAGAAUGCGAGACACAGAGUGGUUGAGAUUCGAGAGCUUUUUUUCAUUCCGGAUACUCGGGCCGCUCGACAACACUGCCAAAAGAUGAAGUUUUCAACUCGUAAGCCUAGUCGUGGCUUUAUGGAGGGGAGCGGGUUUGAUGCAGAUCUUGAAGGAUCCGGGUCUAAUUACGUCGACGACCCUGAGCAAAUUGACAUGGAAUGGUCGUCAUGGUCACCUUGUUCACAAUCUUGUGGGCGUGGCUUACGCAGGCGUGUUAUGAUGUGCGUCAAUCUCGAUGACAGACCGCCAAGCAGUCAAUGUCUACAAGCGCUGCAAACAUCUGAGGAGAAACCAUGCAACUUGCAAGAAUGCCCUGCUCAAUGCGGGCUUCCCUGUCUGAAUGGUGGAUCUUGUGUCAGUCGCAACACGUGCGCUUGUAAGAAAGGUUACACCGGUGAAAGAUGCGAAAAAGUAACAUGCCGAACGAGGUGCUAUAAUGGCGGUAGCUGUAUAGGCCCAGAGACAUGCAAGUGCAGCGACGGAUUUACAGGACCUCAAUGCAAAUCACCUGUGUGCAAGACAAACUGUUUGAAUGGCGGGGUUUGCAUUGGCCCUGGAAGAUGCCAUUGUCCGCCAGGAUAUUUACAGCCCAACUGCAGAGCACAGUGCACACCGACAUGUAGUAAUGGAGGAAGGUGUGUGGGGCCAAAUACCUGUUUAUGUCCGCCAGGCUAUCAUGGCAAUCACUGCCAAAAAGCAGUUUGUCGGCGGCCAUGUUUGAAUGGUGGACACUGCUACGCUCCAGAUACGUGCUCGUGUCCCUAUGGAUGGCAUGGAGCAACAUGUGACCGAGCUCGGUGUUACCCCAAAUGCCGCCAUGGAGGUAAAUGCGUCAAACCGAACAUGUGCAUGUGCCCACGAGGAUUAUACGGCUACUACUGUCAGAAUGGUUCGAGAUACUAGAUUUGAGUCAUGGAUAUCAAGUUUACCAAAGUACCAGUAUCACUGAACGUCUGCUUUGUGUUUACAUAUCAACCAAUGACGCUACAGCAUUCGCGAGCGCGUGACCAUGACACAAGACAUCACGUGAUGACCAGGGGUACAUCCUGGUUAUACGCAGGGUUCCCUAUCGGACAGACAAAUGAUAAAUUGUCUUUUAAUCCAAUAAUAAUUAUUUAUUAGAGUUUAACGAGAGACGUGCGUUGAGAUAGAAAAAGUUUAUGCAGUGCCGGUUGAGGCAUCAGAGUUAUAGAGUACUUAGACAAAAAGCUAGUCUGCUGUGCAGUCGUUCUGACCCCUGUUAUGCAGUGCGCUGAGCUCAAGCCCCUUCCUUGACAGAGGUUAGAAGAACUGCGUAGGCAAAACUAUCUAUUUCAGAUAGAUCACUUAUUUUUUGUCGUCUCCGACCAUUUGGAAAAGCAUGCUUUCGCUUUUCCGUGGUUCGCAACUCUUCUUGCUCAUCAAAGGCAAGUUUUAGGCGCGUUCCCAGGAUUUGCUGAGGGGGGACGGGGCAUUCAUAGGUAUGAUAUGGGCAAAUGGAAUAAGGGUAGUAUUCGAAGAUCCCUCAAUAUGAAAUGACCCACUUUUUGGCCGCCAAGGGGAGGUGCGCGCGCACCAACCAGAGUACGAGCCUCUGGUGUAAAUAUACUGUGAUUUUUUUCAUUACGAGCUUUCUUCCACCUUCUAAUGUAUAUGAGAUGGAUAUAAAACAAUAUUAAAUUACAAGGAUUUAAAUUGAGACACCUGUGUUGACAGUGUCAGCUUUGAGUAAAAUGUUUUUAUCAUAGCCGGCCGGCAAGAUGCUUGCCAGAGGAGUAUGCCUCGGGCAUGGUAAGAGCAUGAUAUCCCCAUAUUGGGCUAGAUGUGAAAGGGACAAUGAUGAAAAUUGUAGUCCCUUGCAAGUAAUACUUGAAAAAAAUAUGUAAAAUAAGAAUACAGAAUAAAUAAUAUUAACCAA
Molecule: messenger RNA, 3884 nt
Organism: Nematostella vectensis (starlet sea anemone)
Lineage: Eukaryota; Metazoa; Cnidaria; Anthozoa; Actiniaria; Edwardsiidae
Exons: 16
Coding region: 809-2890 (693 amino acids)
Biological process (GO): G protein-coupled acetylcholine receptor signaling pathway; receptor clustering; anatomical structure development
Cellular component (GO): cell surface; extracellular region
Molecular function (GO): signaling receptor binding; laminin binding
Source: RefSeq, a predicted model, not a curated record